This is a messenger RNA of Durusdinium trenchii, 300 nucleotides long. The record is from the annotation of a GenBank genome assembly. Lineage: Eukaryota; Dinophyceae; Suessiales; Symbiodiniaceae.
AUGGAUUACGUGCCCACCAAUAUCCCGGAUGUCGAUGAUCCCGACAAGGCGGGGAGGGAGGAUGUUCAUGCUUUUGGGCCGGUCAUUGGGGCAUAUGACAAGCUGGCUAUUGCCUUCGGCUACACACCUGUGAAGAAGGAGACUCCAAAACGUGAGCACUGGCCCAGAAUAGCUCCAGAGCUGCAGAAUAUCUUGAAAGAGGCUGAGGCCUAUGAGGCUCCAACCGGCGAGUGCUUGACCAAAGUUUGGCAAAGUGUUCCAGCAGGGCUGAAUAACCAUGCAGAUUUUGGAUAUUGUUGA